GUGUUCGUGGUUUGUGCUCUCCGUUCCUCAUAUCUUGAGCCUAUAUCCGUGCAUGAAAGUUCUGUUCUUCAAGCGGACGAACAAGUUGCCGGCAGUUCUCAUUAAUCUCACGAUUCUGAUCGAAACCAUCCACUCCGUGGGAGUUGGAAUUCUAGUAUUCAGAGUUCUACCGGCCUUUGAUGCAGUGACUGGAGCCAUGAUCACCAGCAGCUUAUGCCUAAUUCCGGCGCUCAUGCGCGUACUCAAUCGCGACAACAAGAACGGAUUGAGUGCGAAUAUCAAAACUGGCGUCGACGUUCUCUCCACAUGUGCCCAAGCAUCGGUGUUCGUUUGGCUCGCUUUCAUUGAGAAAGAUGUGGCUCUUGUGGGAUUCACGGCUGCUGCGAUCGUCUGCACAUCGCUCGGCUACUGGGAGACGUUUCUGAACGAGGAGGCAAAGAUCGGCAUAUUUGCCAAACUCGCAGUGAUGAGAAAGAACCACAAGGUCGCGCGAUUAAAGCUUUACACGUUCGUCAAUCUAUGGAAAAUCGCCAUUGCGUUUGCGAUGAUGGUCACGUUUGGUGUAGACACGCUCACUAAGCCAAAAAUGUUCGAGUUUAGUUUGAUAUUUAAGGAGCACGAUAUCAUGGUGUCGGGCGGCAGCAUAAAGACAUCGUCGUCCGUGGACGUCCUGUGGUUAUUCCUCAUCCAGGCAAUUUUCGCUGCAGUGGGGUAUCUGAUCAUUCAGUUCUCCUGCAAGGUGAAAAUACAGCGCACUGGAUUUGCUUUACCGAUUGCACUGAGCACUCCAUUUGCUGUUCUCCUUCUGAUGUUUUUUUGCGAACUGCGAUCUGACAGCAAUCAGUGGUUCCUCUACAAACUGUUACCUAACUAUAUAUUCUGGAAUUGCGGAACUAGCACCUGGUUGACCAGAGAGAACAAUGCUUUUGUAACUAAACAUAUGUGGAUAUGGGGUGGGUGGCUAUUAUCGCAAAUGUAUACUACAUCACACGUCUUCUUCCCAACAAUAGAAAAGAUGGCUAAACGCAACAAAAUGUUCAUCAAACCAUUUAAUGAGAUCGUCAACAUGGAUACCGCUGCACCAUUGAAUCGCUUACCCGACAAGAAAGUAACAGAUGACGGGCGAACCCAAGAACUAGAUGAGGAUCUGGCACGCAUAAACCUAGCUUGCCCUGAAGUGACGAUGGAAUCGGAUAAUGGUGAGAUGAAGACAUCCCCUGCCGAUCAGGCGACCGUCAAUGGCGUGACACACAUUUAUUUCUGCGCCACCAUGUGGCAUGAAACAUCCAAUGAAAUGGUUCAGCUGCUUAAGUCUAUAUUUAGAUGUGACAAAGACCAAUGCGCUCGUCGUCUAGCUAUUAAAUGCCUGAAUAAAGUUCCAGACUAUUACGAAUUCGACGCGCACAUAUUUUUUGACGAUGCAAUGAGGUUCGACAAAAAUCUCAACUGUUACGUGGUGAACAACUUUGUAAGGACCUUUAUCAGCGUCCUUGAUGUUGCUGCAAGGGCGGUGACAGGCGCCCCUCUUCCAAAGUAUACAUAUAAGAAGAUUCCUACUCCGUAUGGGGGUCGACUAGAGUGGGAAUUACCGGAAGAGAAUAUACUCGUUGUUCAUCUGAAAGAUAGCGCGAAAAUACGACAUCGAAAACGCGAAGAUAGGUGGCUCUGCACGCUGCUACUGCAGCAGGGAUUCAGAGUGGAGUACUCAGCAGCCGCCGACGCGCUUACGUAUUCACCCGAAGGAUUCUUCGAGUUCUACAACCAGCGUCGCCGAUGGACGCCCUCGACUAUGGCCAACGUUCUAGAUCUACUCGGAGAUGCAAGCAACACGGUGAAGAAGAACACGACAGUGUCGUGGCUAUACAUGGUAUACCAGGCCGUGCUGUUCGGCACCUCUAUAGUUGGACCGGGAACUGCGUUCCUAAUGAUAUCCGGUGCUCUCGACGCUGUACUACCAGGGACGGAAGACAAUCCGAACAGCAUAUAUUGGUUCGUAUUCCUAAAUUUAGUGCCUGUGAUGCUGUUCGUCAUUGUCUGCUUAGUUGCUGAGUCCAGUAUACAGCUCAAGCUUGCUGGAAUUCUCACCGGAAUCUACAGCCUAUUGAUGAUGAUAGUCGUUGUCGGUACCGUGGUGCAAAUAGCCGAACAGGGAGCCAACUCGCCCAGUGCCGUCUUCAUGUGGUUGGUGCUUGGUGCUUUCGGAGGAGCCGCCAUAUUACACCCGAAAGAAUUUUUCUGCAUAUUACAUAUACUGCUGUAUUUCCUGGCCGUGCCGUCGACCUUCAUCUUCCUUACAAUCUACUCUCUGUGCAACCUGCACGUGAUCAGUUGGGGGACGCGAGAAACCGAAAAAGAGAAGACGAAAGAGCAACUACUUGAAGAAAAAGAACGCCAAGAGAAGAUCAAAAAGGCCAAAGAAGACAACAGCUGGCUAGACUACUUAGGAAUAUCCCGCACGACAAAGAAGAACAUGGAUGCUAUGUUUACGAUGGGCUGUCACACGAUUUGCCGUUGUAUGUGCUGCUUGCACCCCGUUCAACCUAAUGCAUCGCCAGAGAGAAUGCAGUUUUUGGCUAAAGUGGGUCAGUCUACAGAAAUGAUGGUGAAGAUUGACAUACCUGUUAUAACUUCCGCACCUCCCCAACCAAGUCCAAGAGAUAUUCCUGUGAUAUCUGAGCCUUCGACUGAUGCAGAUAAGACGAGCCUUUCCACGAAUCCUGACAACAAUAUUGUUCAACGCGAUGACUCAAAGAACCCAUACUGGCUGGAGGAUGAACAUCUGCACAACGGAACCGUUCACUUUCUCAGUGAAGAUGAGCUCGCCUUCUGGACAGACCUCAUCGAAAAAUACUUGCAUCCGUUACAAGAAGACAAGAUACACAAGGAACAGAUCGCAAAAGACUUGAAAGAGCUGAGAAACAACAGCGUACUGGGGUUUUUAAUACUGAACGGUCUUUUCGUCAGCAUUGUCUUCUUUCUACAAAUCAACCCAUCAACUCACAUUUCAUGGCCAUUUAAUGAAGCCCAGUCACUCGACCCGAUCGGACUUAUUUUCAUGGUGUUCUACAUAGUACUGCUGCUGCUGCAGUUCAUCGCCAUGUUGUUCCACAGAAUGGGCACUUUUAUGCACAUCUUACACACUAAAAACACUGUAGUCAAAAUAUAGUAGUCAAUUAAAUUGAACUAGUACAAUCAUUAAAUUAUUUGACUAGCAUAAUAAUUAAAUAUGGUCUAAAACA
Messenger RNA from Priapulus caudatus, 3239 nucleotides. RefSeq lists its product as uncharacterized. Gene Ontology annotation, cellular component: cell septum; cell periphery. The transcript is spliced from 16 exons. The record is from RefSeq and is a predicted model, not a curated record. Bases 53 to 3166 code for a protein of 1037 amino acids. Gene Ontology annotation, molecular function: chitin synthase activity. NCBI's taxonomy places the organism in Eukaryota, Metazoa, Priapulida, Priapulimorpha, Priapulimorphida, Priapulidae.